AUGAACACAGCCGAGAUGCUUCACGCAGCUGCAAAGUAUGUUAAGUACCUUCAAGCACAAGUUGGAAUGCUUGAACUCAUGAUCUCAUUCGAGGAAGAUAAAGCAGCACCUCCUUCUGAAAUUCUACACAAUCUGAUUGUUUCUCCCUUGGUUCAAGAGAAGUUGUACACUGAGAAAAUGUGUUUUGCUCCAAAAGAAAUUGUCACCACUUUGACAAAUUAUGAUGAUGUUCAAUCAAGACCUAACAUCGUUGAGGAUUUGGAUCUUAAACAGCUUAUUGGGACAGACAUUGAGUAG
Messenger RNA from Cajanus cajan (pigeon pea), 297 nucleotides. The record is from RefSeq and is a predicted model, not a curated record. NCBI's taxonomy places the organism in Eukaryota, Viridiplantae, Streptophyta, Magnoliopsida, Fabales, Fabaceae.